Messenger RNA from Alexandromys fortis (reed vole), 4677 nucleotides. Its product is annotated as polypyrimidine tract-binding protein 1-like. Bases 231 to 2132 code for a protein of 633 amino acids. Gene Ontology annotation, molecular function: mRNA binding. Gene Ontology annotation, biological process: regulation of cell differentiation; mRNA processing; regulation of RNA splicing. The transcript has a single exon. The record is from RefSeq and is a predicted model, not a curated record. Gene Ontology annotation, cellular component: nucleus. NCBI's taxonomy places the organism in Eukaryota, Metazoa, Chordata, Mammalia, Rodentia, Cricetidae.
AGAGAGAGCGCGAGAGAGAUAGAAGCAGAGAAUGCUCCAGAAUAGUGAGGAGAGUGUCUCAGUGUUCAACAGCAGGGACAACACUGUAUCAAACAAGGAGGGCUGGGCUAUUCACUCCCCUCCACUGCAUCUCCUGCCAUUCUGCUCUUGCUCCUUACACACAGCAGUUGGUUGAGGGCUGUGGUCGCAGGAGCUCUUCUCUCUGCCUUUGUCCAGAGCCAGUCGCUGUCAUGAGCAGCAACGCACCCUCUGCACCCAAAGGAAAUGACAGCAAGAGGCUCAAAAGGGAUAGCAGGAGUGUUGUGGGCCCGUCCAGAGUCAUCCACGUCCACAGGCUGCCAAGCAGUGUCACCGAAAGAGAAGUUCUCUGUCUGGCAUUGCCAUUCGGGAAGGUGUCCAAUCUACUGUUUCUGAAGGGCAAGAACCAGGCUUUCAUGGAGAUGAGCACGGAGGAGGCCGCCAACACCAUGGUCAGCUACUACACCUGGAUGACUCCUGUGCUGCGUGGGCAGCCUGUCCACAUGCAGUUCUCCCGCUACAAAGAACUCAAGGUGAGCAGAUCCAACGAGCAGGCCAGUGCUCCCAGGCAGGCUGGUGCCUCCAGCCAGGAGGGGGAACCCAAGCAGGGGAGUGCCUCCAGCCAGGAGGGGGAACCCAGGCAGGGGAGUACCUCCAGCCAGGAGGGGGAACCCAGGCAGGGGAGUACCUCCAGCCAGGAGGGUGAGCCCAGGCAGAGGAGUGCCUCCAAAUGGUCCUGGGCCUCCAGCAGGGCAGGUGCCACCAGCAAGGCCCUUGCUUCCAGCUUUGUGGUUGUCCCCAGCCAGGAGGGCGACCACACUCAGGUGAAUUCCCAGGCAGGCUGCGCAGGUGCCUCCAGCCAGGUGGGUGCCCAGCCAGGCCUGCCAGCUGAGAACUCAGAUCGGGCAGCAGAUUUGGCCUCGGCUGCCCCUGCCGCUGAUGUGGACACGGGGACAGUGGUGGCCAUGCACAGCCCUGUGCUCAGGAUCCUCGUGGAGAACUACUUCUAUCGUGUGACCUUGGACGUGCUGCACCAGCUCUUCUCCAGGUUUGGCACAGUUCUGAAAAUCAUCAUAUACAGUAAGAACAGCCGGUUCCAGGUGCUGUUACAGUAUGCUGACGCACUGAGUGCCCAGCGUGCCAAGCUGUUCUUGGACGGGCAGAACAUCUACGACGCCUGCUGCACACUGCGCAUUGCCUUCUCUGGGCUCACUGACCUCACAGUCAUGUACAACAACGACAGGAGCCGUGACUACACGCGCCCAGACUUGCCCUCGGGUGACAGCCAACCCUUGCCAGCCCAGAACAUGGCCAUAGCGUUCGAUGCACCUGUCGUGGUCCCAGCUUCUCCAUAUGCAAGCACUGGGUUACUGCAAACAUUUGCAAUUCCCCAAACUGCAGGCUUUGCCAUCCCAGAAGUGGGUAAGGUCCUGGCACCCCUGGCCAUACCAGAAGCGGCUGUGGCAGCAGCGGCAGCUGGAGCAGAGAGCCCAGUCGUCAGCUCAGGCUCCCCAGGUGUGGCAAACGCUGUCCUCCUGGUUGCCAACCUCAACCCUGAGAAAGUCACACCCCAAAGCCUCUUUAUUCUGUUUGGUGCCUAUGGCGAUGUGCACCGGGUGAAGAUCCUGUACAGUAACAAGGAGAACGCACUAGUGCAGAUGGCUGAUGGCGGCCAGGCUGAGCUGGCCCUGAGGCACCUGAACGGGCACAAACUGUAUGGCAAGACUCUCUGCAUCAUGCCAUCGAAGCACCAGAGCGUGAAGCUGCCCCAGGAGGGCAAGGAGGACCAGGGCCUCACCAAGGACUAUGCCAAAUCCCCGCUGCACCGCUUUAAGAAGCCCGGAUCCAAGAACUUCCAGAACAUCUUCCCACCCUCGGCCACCCUGCACCUCUCCAACCUACCCAGCUCGGUCUUGGAGGAAGACCUCAAGAAUCUCUUCUCCAGCAGCGGGGGUUCUGUCAAGGCCUUCAAGUUCUUCCCAAAGGACCGCAAGAUGGCACUGAUCCGGAUGGGCUCAGUAGAGGAGGCCAUCCAGGCUCUGGUCGAGCUGCAUGGUCACACCCUAGGCCAGAACCACCACCUGCGAGUCUCCUUCUCCAGGAUCACCAUCUAGAGGACCCUGCCGGGCCCACUGCAGACAGCUUCCUCCACCAGAGAAAAGGAGAAUUUAAUGGCGGCUGCAGUAACCUGAACAGAACAGAGAGUGGCUGCUGUCUGAGGGAGAGAGAGAGAGAGAGAGAGAGAGAGAGAGAGAGAGAGAGAGAGAGAGAGAGAGAGAGAGAGAUCAGUGGCUUCCUUUAUGUUAAAAGGACUGACUGUGGUCACCUUGCUGGCAGUGGGGGAGGGGACCUCAAGCAGCCCUGUUAUCCCUAGGAAGGGCAGGGUGCUGCCCCCUAGAGCUCCAGACACUUGGCCACAGCAGGUGCUCUGGACUGUACAUCUGGCACUUUCCCACCCUUGAGACUGUUGAGCUUUGGGGGUGAAGUGGCCUCCAGAGACUCAAUGCAUUUGAACUCGUGGACACCAGUUGGUGGCAUUCUAUUGAAAGGCUGUGGAGACUUUAGGAGGUGGAACCUUCCUGGAGGAGGAGAGUCACCUGGAAGGGUGAGGAGGCUUUGGAGCCCCGCCCCACUUCCUGUGCUUGCUCUGCUGCUCCCUGCCUACCAGUGAGAUGCCAACAGCCAGCCUCCUGCUCUUUGACCCUGCUUUUGUUGCUGACACCUUCCCUUCUCCACCAAGGUGGGAUGUGCCCUCCUCACUUCCUCCUUUAUACUGGGAGGAGGGGUUACUUGUUCUUCAGCAAUGAGAACAGUAACAAGGCAGAAUGAGAUAUGGGAUGGGCCAGGCCACUGCUGGGAAGAACCCGGCCAUGUGGUAUGCAGGGCUUCUAGGUGGUCUGGGGGCAGGAACUUGGGAGAGUUCAGAACUUUGCCCUGGGAAGGGCCUAGAAUGCUGAAGGGAGAGCUUCAUGGGCCCUCCUGGUAGGGGUUUGGAAGACCAGGAUGCUGGGAGAAAUCCAGGCAGUCGAGGAGGCCCGGCUUGUGAGGUUUCAGAGGGGACUAAGACUCCUUUGGGAACCGGGCUGGAGGCCAUUUGUGUGAAUUCUGGCCAAGAGCCUAGCUGCAUUUUGCUUGUGUCCUGGGAACGUGAGGGAUGCAGAAUUCAAAAGCAGCGGGCUACUUUGUUUGUUGGGAGAACCUUAGGGACAGGAUAGCACUCAGGCUGUGUGGAGGUCACUAUCAAAGCUCUCACCCAAGCCUGCAGAGAGAGCAAGGAGUGGAGCAGAAAGGUGUGAAAACCACAGACUGUCAAGGAGAGAAAAGAGGUCAAAGUUACAGCCAAACACAGCUGCCCCUGGGAAUGGAAUUAGCCCCAACACAGAGAGGCCUCCUGGUCUAUACUGGCAGAGUAGGAAAGGUGCCAGGAGGGCACUCCGUGCCCACUGAAGGCUGUGACGUAGAAAAGUGAUACUGUGUCAGGAAGGAGAGGCAUGGGUUAGAACACCGCUGAAGGUGGCUGCUGUUCAAAGAGAACACCUCAGAGGGCCAUUUGCUCUGACUGUACUGAACCACCAAGGCAGACAGGGAACGCUACUGCUUUUUUUUAGUCCUGGGGAACAUAUGACAUCUCAAGGUGGUGUGGCAACACACUCCACCUGCCGCCCCGUUUGGAAGCACAGUAAAAUGCUUACAAAAAAUAAAUAAAAUAAAAUAAAAUAUUGGGCAAUGAUAGCUUUGGGUAAGAGCCAAUGAAGCCACUGAAACUAGGCAGUGGGACAGGUCAUGGUCCAGACUAGAGGUCCCUGGGUUGCUGCUGCAAAGCUGUGGAGGCAAAGCCUUAUUUGCAGCAGAGACCCCAGGAUGUGGGGGAUGCCAAGAGCAUGGGCCAACCCCCGAGACAAGGUGUGGCUGCAGAGUGGAGUCCUCGCAAGAGAGGGACUCCAUGGACCCCAGCUGGAGGGACUGUUCUACGCCAGACCUUUGGAAGCAGUCGGGUUCCCAAAGGAGCCCCAGAUGAUGGACAAGAAGCUGCAGCCUUUCCUCUCCUGGAUUUCAGUCUUGGUUUGCUCUGAUCUUUCUUUGCUGUGUCCACAUAUUUCCUCUGUGCCAUUGUGUCUUGGUAGAAUAUAGAUACCUGUAUAUACAUAUAUCUACAUACUAUGACAUAAUGUGUAUAUAUAUAUAUCCAUCAUCUAUAACCAGCAUUUGAUUUUACAGGGGCUCACAGGUAAGAGAAGGCCUUGAGGCUCAGGAGAGAUUUGUACUCUUGAACACUGUUUGAACUGUUAAAGACCGGUGAUUCCUUUGACUUUGGAAUGGAUAUUGUUUGCUUUAGGUAGUGGCCAUGAGCCUAUGGUGGGCAGGGGCAGAAUGUAGUGUUUAGAACAUAUGGGCUCACAUGUCUGAAUGCUCGUUCAUCGGCUGGUGGCGCUCUUUGGGAAGGUUUUGGAUCCUUUCAUAGGUGGAACGAGGCUGGAAGAAGCAAGACAGCAGGAUCCGGUCCUGUGCUUCCACAGCCCAGGCCAACUUUUCAUCCUCUGUCUGCUUCCCAGCUGAGAUGGAUGCAGAGCGACAGGCCAUGCCUGCCUGCAGGCCUUCCCUGCUACAAUAGACUGUAUCCCCUCCCAUGGCAAAGACAAUAAACUUCUCUUGCUUUCA